Molecule: messenger RNA, 1298 nt
Organism: Microbotryum saponariae
Lineage: Eukaryota; Fungi; Basidiomycota; Microbotryomycetes; Microbotryales; Microbotryaceae
Source: the annotation of a GenBank genome assembly
AUGUCCCGAACGCUGUAUCACCUGGCCUGCCUGAGCCUCGUUCCGGCGCUGCUUCAGGCCGCCCCGGCGCCCGUGGACUCCUCUCUCGGUCAAGGUGAGUCUUCCCGGUUCAUUGCAAGCUCAUCAAUCAUUAGAUAAAAUGCUGUUCAUGUCUCAGCUUAAAUGUACUGACCUCGCCUGCGGCAACUGCUUCUUACUCCCAUCAAUGCUGUCCUCAUCCGUUGGCGCGCACCCUCAGGAGUCUCUGUCCUCAAAACAAGGGGGUCCCAGUCGUGCCGACACGUCGCGCAGUGCACCCAGGCCGUCCCGAGAAAUGCGGUCCAGACAUGCAAGGGCGGGAAAUGUGGUUUCGGUGCGUUGUUUUUGCGAUUCGACGAUUCGCUUAUCGGCUUUCGAAUUUCCGCGGGAAUUGGAACUAACUUCUCGCUUCGCUACCUCCUAUCCGCGCCACCCCGCUUUUCCCCCUCUCCUCUUCGCUCGCCUUAUCUCAGCCUGCAAGAGCGGCUACACGUGGAAGGACAAGAAAUGCCAAGCCGCCUCUUCGGGCCAGGCUACGUCGGGGGGGACGCUCCUCACUGCUGCUGCCGGACACAUGGUCGAUGCCAAGCUUGCGUCCAGUGGCAUCACCGGUUUCAAGGCGCAGUCUAACGGCUGGAACACGAAUGCAAUCGCCUCUUGGUUCCGCGUAAGUGAUUGAGGGAAGGGUAUGAUUCAUUUCAUUCUGUGAACUUAUUUUCAAACAUGAUACACCAGACUGACUCGAGUCAAGACUCGACAAACGGACAUUCGUGGUGCUACAAUGAAUAGUGAGUUCCUCCCUCGGCGGUCCGGAAGGCUUGGUCUUGACCUCCCAUGACGGUCCUCAUCGUCGCCUCACAUUCUCUGCUCCCUCAGUGAUGACUCUUUGCCUGGAUUUGCACCCGACGUUUCCGUCAUGCUCGCGAACUUUGGUGGAUCCAACGUCCCGGCCGGUCAAGCCUACUGCGGUCUCGAGGCCGAGGUCGUCACUGCCGAUGGCAGAACGGUCAACUUGAUCAUCAUGGAUGGUUUCGACUCCAAGGUCAGUUUCGCCAUGCACUUCCAACAGAGUAUAUUGGGGCGGACUGUUUGCUCACCUCCGCAUUCCGUUCGCCUACCUCAUACAGUGGGUCCGAACACCGGCCAGCAUCGAUGUCAUCUACAAGGCCUUCGGGUUGCUACACGGCUCGACGACGAACGACAAGGACACCGUCGAGUUGGGCGUGAAGUGGAGGCUGACCGGCCGCCGUGACUCGCGCUACACGUUCAACUCGUCAUAA